AUGGCUAAGGGAAAAUUGCAAAAAAAGCUUAUGUGCAAGACUCUUGGCCCAAUGAUAUUAGGAAUGAUUUGCACUGUCUUUAUUUCAUAUAUUCCUUUUUAUUUCCAGUACCCUUCUUGGAUAGAUUCUAUUACAGACAAAAUGUUAAAUGAUCAACAAAAAACUUUGCUUCAAUUAACUAACAACUUAGCCUCAUCCACAGGGUGAUCUUUACAAUAUCCUGUAAAUUUUGUUCUUUUAAUGAAAACUCUUAUAGAAGAAUACUACGGUGGAACCUUAAAAGUAAAAUCAGAUUUCAAUUCUGCGAAUAAUUAUGUUAAUGCUAGAUCAUUUGCUUUUGGAGAAGUAGAAGGGUUUGACAAUAAAAGUAUUUAUUAUGAUUAUUCUAUGUGAUAUCUAGGCCCGCAUCUUUUAGAAACUAGUGAGCUCAACUCAGCGCAGCUUCUUGAGCUUAAUACUUCAGGGGUUUUCGACUCGUUUUUGAAACCAAUUGCCUUGCUCAAGGCAAAUUAUUCAGGAAUUUUAGAUGUGUCGUAUAUUGCUUGGGAUCAGGAAGGCUUAUUUUACAUGCAGCCACUUGGGUGAGAAACAUAUUAUGUGGAUUUUGAGCAAAAAAAUUGCUCCUAUAUAAAUGAAACUGAAUCCUACUAUGAUCCAAGGUGUAGAUUUUGAUACAAGGCUCUUAAGAAUAGCACAAAUCAGAAUUUAGCUGUUAUUAAUAAGCCUUACGUGUUCGCAAGUGGAGCUUUGGGACAAACUGUAUGUGCAGGCUACUACCCAAAUAAAGAACUUGAAAUUGCUGGCUGUAUCGAUUAUUUACUAGAAAAUAUAAAAAAAAUCCUGGAGGUUGUAAACAUCCCAGGCUCAAAAUACGCAUUUGCAGUAACUACUGACGCUGUCCCAUUUAUUCACCCUAAACUCAACACAAAUGCUUCUGAAUUGCCGUCUAUCCAAGAACUUGAAUUUGGUGCAGAUAAUCUUGAUUCUUCUGAGUGCGGAAAAUUCAACGAUACUAUUUUUAUAGAUUUGCAAGGAGAUAGAGCUUUAACCUCAACUUAUGACGUUCAGCAGAAAAAAUAUUUAAUCGCUAUUUCACCAAUUAAUUUAACGAUGGGGAUGGAUGGGACUAUUGAAAGGAUUGGAAGUAUUGGCAUUCGGCUUGCUGAAGAGUAUAUGACAGCAAAUUUUAAUGAUCUGAAGGACUCGUUGAAAAAUAUUAUUUAUAUUGAAGGAAUUGUGCUCAUUUUUGUGCUCACAGGGAUUUUGAUUAUGUGCUGGCUGCUGACACGAUGAGUUACUGAACAGAUCGUGAGGCCGAUGGACGAUUUAUUGGAAAUCCUUGAUAGGAUGAUGAAUGGAGAUUUAGAUGUAGACAUCGAAGAUCAUUAUCAAGUUUGCUCACAGGAACUGACCAGCUUGUACUCAGUUUUUGGAAAGCUGAAAGUGGUUUUGAGGUUUAGAGAAAAGGUGUAUUUUUCUGAAGAGUCUAGAGCAGUCAUGAACUAUGCUCAAGCUUUAGCUUUAUUUAACGAAUUUCGGAAUAUAAAAGGUGCUGGAAUCUGCUAUAAUAACCUUGGAACAAUACACUUCAAAAACAAAAGAUAUUACCAAGCUGCUGAGUGUUUUGCCAAAGCUUUAGAAUGCGCAGAAAUGCUCAACCAAAGCAAUGAAUUGAUAAUAAAAAGAAAGCAUCUUCUAGCCAAAGCAUUACUGCAUACAAAGAAUAAUGAUAGAAGAGCCGUAAAUUUAUUGCUGGAUAUAGCAGACAGCUAUAAAACUGACACAGACGAUUACUCCAAGCUUGUGUCUUGUCUAUUAGAAGUAGCAGAAGUUUUAAUCAAAAAUUGGGGAGAAGGUAGACAUCAGCUUAUAGAAGCUGAAGGUAUUUUAGAUCGAGAAGGGACGUUUUCGACUCCCAAAAAUAUAUUAUAUGAAAGACUGCUGUACUGCAAAGGCUUAUUGCUUGUGAAGCAAAAAAAGCUAAAAGAUGCGUGCAAGACUUUCACAGAAGCAUUAGAAAUCAAUGCAGAUUAUGACCCUGAUGUUAGGAAAAGCUGCCUAGAAGAGCUGCUAAAAAUUUUCAAAGAGCACAAUCAGCCGACUUUUCAAAUAGAAGAGCUUCUUGAAGACUUUGAAGACCCUCCAAAAGAUAUAGUGUUUGUCUUGGAUUACAGUCUUUCAAUGAAUGGUAGCCGAAUCCAAAAAGCGCUAAACAGCAUUAUCAAUGUGAUUGAUGAGCACGUUAGACCAAUUGAUAAAAUCGGGUUCAUUAUUUUUAACAAACAAUGUGAAGUUGUAUUUAAUCUCACCCAUAGAGGAAAUGAUCCUUCUCACUUAAAAUCUCAAAUCAUGAGAUGAGACAGUCCGAAAGGUGGCACUGCAUUUUAUGAUGCAAUUAUGUUGGCUUUGGAAGAAUUCCAAGCUUAUAGGACACAAAGCCUGUCAAUUCUACCAUUCGAAGAUGUAUGCAAAAAAGUAUCAAAGAGGCUACAAUGGAUCGUAGCACUAACAGAUGGAGAAGAUAAUGCAAGCAAAACGCCUUAUUUAAAGCUAAAGAAAAAGCUGAGAAAAUCUAAAGCAAAUUUGGUAACUAUUGGCCUAAAUUUAAGCAGAACUGUGAUGCCAAUUAUUGCGAACUUGUGCGAAGCCACUGCAAAAGGAAUUUUUAUUGAAAGCGCAUCACUGGCAGAUUUAGACUUAGCGUUUAAAACGUUGAUUUCUUUGGUGGCUUGCAAUAUGCAAACAAUAGAAAGUCUGGAUUAA
This is a messenger RNA of Blepharisma stoltei, 2763 nucleotides long. The record is from the annotation of a GenBank genome assembly. Lineage: Eukaryota; Ciliophora; Heterotrichea; Heterotrichida; Blepharismidae.